Messenger RNA from Colletotrichum phormii, 4086 nucleotides. RefSeq lists its product as uncharacterized. Gene Ontology annotation, biological process: nucleoside metabolic process. The record is from RefSeq and is a predicted model, not a curated record. The transcript has 4 exons. Gene Ontology annotation, molecular function: catalytic activity; protein binding. Bases 150 to 3893 code for a protein of 1247 amino acids. Lineage: Eukaryota; Fungi; Ascomycota; Sordariomycetes; Glomerellales; Glomerellaceae.
AAUUUUCUCUCGUAAGGCGGCGGAAUCAAUACGUCUGUGAUCUGUUUAAGCCCAGCGGAGCCAGACUUCCAGUAUUUCACGCCUGCUAUAUAAUCGACCCACCAAAGCUCAACUCGAAGAUACCAUCGCCAGCAGCCAACCGACGAAAGAUGUACGAUCCGAACACCAAAGAGUCAGGUGAUGAUAACGAUAAGAGCGCCGCAGACAGUAAGAGCGGCUCGCUCAAGCAUGGCCGCACCUCAGCACCUGACUCUGAUGCCGAUGACUUCCAACCCCGAAAAAAGAGAAAGAGUGGUGUUGAUCGGCCGGAGGUAGAUGCUCCUGUCGCAACAGAGGACUAUACUGUGGGCUGGGUGUGUGCCCUCCCGUUGGAAAUGGCUGCCGCGAAAGGGAUGCUCGAUCAGGUUCAUCCGAACUUGCCCUGGCAGGAUCCAGCCGACCAUAACAGCUACGUCUUGGGUCAGGUCCAAGGCCAUAACGUCGUCGUCGCCUGCCUGCCUGCAGGCAUCUAUGGAACAACACCAGCUGCCACGGUCGCGAAGGACUUGCUGCGGACCUUUAAGUUAAUCCGGUUCGGCUUGAUGGUUGGAAUCGGCGGUGGUGUACCGUCGCGAAAACAUGACAUCCGGCUGGGCGACGUCGUGGUUAGCCAACCCACUGAAAUAAGUGGAGGUGUCAUCCAGUACGAUCGGGGGAAGACGGUGCAGGAGGGGGAGUUCCAACGUACAGGAUCGCUCAACGCACCACCCCAGGUCCUGUUAGCCGCCCUGAGUCGUCUCCAGGCCGACCACCUAAUCGAAGACAGCAGAAUCCCCCAAUUUCUAUCUGAGCUUGUCAGCAAAAGCCCUAAAAAGAUGAAAAAGAAAUUCGGUCAUCAAGGUGCUCUCUACGAUUAUCUCUUCCAAGCAGGAUAUGACCACCUUAGUCCAGACUCUACUUGUGAUCAGUGUGAUCAUACACACACGAUUCAGCGGGAGGACAGAGAUGAAACAGACCCGUUUAUUCAUUACGGUAAUAUUGCCUCAGGCAAUCAGGUAAUCAAGCAUGGAAAGACACGCGAUAAGUUAAGCAAAGAGCUUGGGGUGCUCUGCUUCGAGAUAGAGGCUGCAGGACUACAAGAUUUCCCAUGCCUAGUAAUCCGUGGUGUUUGCGACUACGCGGACUCUCACAAGAACAAACGGUGGCAAGAAUACGCAGCUGCAACAGCAGCCGCGUUUACAAAGGAGCUUCUUUCAGUCAUACCGCUAAAUAGGGUCCUGCAGGAGAAGACUAUACUGCAGUUAGUGUCUGAUCCUCACCUUCAUGAGCUUGUUUCGAAUACAAAUACGGCUAUCUUGGCACAGACGCAGAAGCAGGAGGUCAGAUACGAGAGCCAAAUACAGGUUGAUUGCCAUCGAACAUUCAAAACAAGCGCAUAUGAGAAGUUUAAGAACAUCAACCCCGACCGAGUCCCGGGCACAUGCAAAUGGGUGUUAGAGCAUCGACGAUAUACAAAAUGGCAGCAGAGCCGUCAGGAUGACCUCCUUUGGAUUUCGGCUGACCCAGGCUGCGGAAAGUCUGUAUUAGCCAAGUCCCUUAUUGACGAGGAGAUACAACAAUCGAACGAGCAUACAGUGUGCUACUUCUUCUUUAAGGACAACGAUGGCCAAAACAGUCUCGCGACAGCCUUAUGUGCUCUUCUUCAUCAGCUUUUCGACUGUCAGCCACCCCUUAUCCGCCAAGCUAUGGCGGCAUUUGAAAAGAACGGAGAGAAACUGCAGACUGAAGUGGAUGAGCUGUGGCGUAUCUUCAUAGCUGCUUCUACGGACGAUAAAGCAGUCAAUGUCACUUGUGUUUUAGACGCUCUAGACGAGUGCUGCCUUGAUGACCGACGAAAGAUCAUCAGGCUUCUAACAAACUUCUAUAACCGGCAACCGACAUCCACGAGAAAGUUUCAACUGAAGUUCCUAGUAACUAGUCGACCUUACCAGGACAUCGAAUCUGAGUUUCGCGACAUACCCGAGCCUCGAACGAUUCGUCUCGCUGGCGAAGAGAGCAAUGCUGAUAUCAGCGAGGAGAUCAACCUCGUUAUCAGACACAAGGUAGCCACAGCCGGGCGCAAACUUGAGUUGAGUCAGGAAGAGCAGACCGCGUUAGAGGAAAGACUGUUGUUAGUCCCGCAUCGAACCUAUCUUUGGCUACACCUCGUUAUUGACGAGGUCCAUCACAAUCCAAAGCGGCACAAAAAGGCUUUCAUCCAGGAACUUGAUUUUCUCCCGGCAACAGUAGAAGAAGCCUACGAGAAGAUUCUGGGUAGACUCAGACCUAGUCAACAAGAAGAGGCACGUAUUCUUCUUCACAUCGUCGUUGGCGCUCGCCGACCACUCACACUCUCCGAAAUGGACAUGGCGUUCCAACUGGCCACGGACUCAUCAGAUGCUCAGAAACAUGAGGACCUUGAUCUCAAUCACAAUCAUAUCAAGUCACAGAUCAGGGAGCUUUGUGGGCUGUUUGUGUUUAUCAAAGAUGACCGAAUCUACCUCAUACACCAGACAGCGAAGGAAUUCCUCAUCACAAAGGAUAUUUCCAACUGUUCGAUAGAAAAUUGUUGGAAAGGCUCCCUCUACAGACCAGAUUCAGACACGAUAAUGACGCAAAUUUGUGUUCAAUAUUUGUCAUUUGGGGAUAUUCUUGAGGAUCGGUUCCGUGCUGAUAGAAGGAAGCUAGAUACCGAUAAAACACAGUACCCCUUUUUGGAAUAUUCUGCAAUAUACUGGCCUUCACACUCGCGAGACGCAAAUCGCCUCAAGGAGGGAUUACAAAAGCAGAUCUUGCGGCUAUACGAUAUGCGAGAUCAGCGAUUCGAAAGAUGGGUCUCAAUCUUUUGGCAUACAAACUAUCAGUACCAAGCGAGGCAUAGCCUCAACAGUGUGCAUCUGGCUGCACUGAAUGGCCAUGAUGAAGUUUUAUCGAGACUGCUCGCAUUAGAUGCCGCUGCUUUAAACUCAAGGGACAAUAAGGGUCAGACACCACUGAUUUGGGGGUCUUUGGAAGGCCGACAGAAGGCCGUCCAGAUGCUUCUCGGCAAGGGCGCAAAUGUUAACGCACAAGGCGGCGAGUAUGGCAACGCUCUUCAGGCUGCAUUAUCCAGAGGCUACGACAACAUCGCCCAGAUGCUUCUUAGCAAAGACGCAGACGUCAACGCACAAGGCGGCAAGUAUGGCAACGCUCUUCAGGCUGCAUCAUCUGAGGGCCAUGACAACAUCGUCCAGAUGCUUCUUAGCAAAGACGCAGACGUCAACGCACAAGGCGGCUUCUGUGGCAACGCUCUUCAGGCUGCAUCAUCUGAGGGCCACGACAACAUCGUCCAAAUGCUUCUUAGCAAGGGCGCAGACGUCAACGCACAAGGCGGCUUCUAUGGCAACGCUCUUCAGGCUGCAUUAUCCAGAGGCUACGACAACAUCGCCCAGAUGCUUCUUAGCAAAGACGCAGACGUCAACGCACAAGGCGGCAAGUAUGGCAACGCUCUUCAGGCUGCAUCAUACGGAGGCCAUAAUAGCGUUAUUCAGACACUUCUUAGCAAGGGCGCAGAUGUCAACGUACAAGGCGGCUUCUUUGGCAACGCUCUUCAGGCUGCAUCAUCUGAGGGCCAUGACAACAUCGUCCAGAUGCUUCUUAGCAAGGACGCAGACGUCAACGCACAAGGCGGCUUCUAUGGCAACGCUCUUCAGGCUGCAUCAUCUGAGGGCCACGACAACAUCGUCCAGAUGCUUCUCAGCAAAGACGCAGACGUCAACGCACAAGGCGGCAAGUAUGGCAACGCUCUUCAGGCUGCAUCAUACGGAGGCCAUAAUAGCGUUAUUCAGAUACUUCUUAGCAAGGGCGCAGAUGUCAACGCACAAGGCGGCGAGUAGCGUUCUCAACUUCAUCUCGGGUUUCGGACGAUCUCCCGCCAGCUCGCAGGCUGCUAUGCUUGAGAUACUCGACGCCCAGCGGGCAAGGGAUAUAAAAUGCCACUGGUCGCCCGGACAUACCGGGAUCCCUGGAAACGAAUUAGCUGAUAAGCUUGCUAAAGAAGGAGCCGCUCUCCUACUGCCUGACCCUCCA